Pneumocystis murina B123 is the source of this 402-nucleotide messenger RNA. RefSeq lists its product as hypothetical. Gene Ontology annotation, cellular component: ribosome. Gene Ontology annotation, biological process: translation. NCBI's taxonomy places the organism in Eukaryota, Fungi, Ascomycota, Pneumocystomycetes, Pneumocystales, Pneumocystaceae. The record is from RefSeq and is a predicted model, not a curated record. Bases 1 to 402 code for a protein of 133 amino acids. The transcript is spliced from 3 exons. Gene Ontology annotation, molecular function: structural constituent of ribosome.
AUGUCUGACUCUAUAACAAUUCGUACCAGGAAGUUCUUAACAAAUAGACUUCUCUGUAGAAAGCAGAUGGUAGUAGAUGUAUUACAUCCUAACCGACCUAACGUUAGUAAAAAUGACUUAAGAGAACGUUUGGCAUAUAUGUAUAAGACAGAUAAGAAUACAGUACAAGUUUUUGGUUUAAGAACACAAUUUGGCGGCGGGAAAUCGACUGGAUUUGCUUUAAUUUAUGAUAGUUUUGAAUUAAUGAAAAGAUUUGAACCAAAAUAUAGAUUGGUUCGUAUUGGGCUUGAGGAAAAAGUAGACCGUACAUCCCGUCAACAGAGAAAACAACGAAAGAAUCGAAGCAAGAAGUUUAGAGGGGUAGCAAAAAAAGCUGCUAUGACUGCUUCUACAAAGAAAUAG